Molecule: messenger RNA, 7377 nt
Organism: Eptesicus fuscus (big brown bat)
Lineage: Eukaryota; Metazoa; Chordata; Mammalia; Chiroptera; Vespertilionidae
Gene: SMAD4
Product: SMAD family member 4
Exons: 13
Coding region: 283-1941 (552 amino acids)
Biological process (GO): regulation of transcription by RNA polymerase II; SMAD protein signal transduction; transforming growth factor beta receptor signaling pathway
Cellular component (GO): heteromeric SMAD protein complex
Molecular function (GO): RNA polymerase II cis-regulatory region sequence-specific DNA binding; I-SMAD binding; DNA-binding transcription factor activity, RNA polymerase II-specific
Source: RefSeq, a predicted model, not a curated record
UCGCGGACUAGCCCCGGCGGGAGAGCGGACCGCCCUCGCCAUCGCCGGAGUCCAGAGAAGAAAGGAGAGAUAGACACGUCAGUGAUGAGAGGGAAUCAUCCAUCGGCUGCCUCCUGCACACCCCCCACUGAGGAUUGAGCCCACAACCCGGGUCAUCCUGAAUACCACAUGUCUUAACAAUUUUCCUUGUGACAUUAGCCAGUGUUUUUCACUGCCUCCAAAAUAUCAAAAUUGCCCUGGAAAUUGGAGACAUACUUGACUUAGAAGAAAUAACCUUAACAAAUGGACAAUAUGUCUAUUACAAAUACACCAACAAGUAAUGAUGCCUGUCUGAGCAUUGUACAUAGUUUGAUGUGCCAUAGACAAGGUGGAGAGAGUGAAACAUUUGCAAAAAGAGCAAUUGAAAGUUUGGUAAAGAAGCUGAAGGAGAAAAAAGAUGAAUUGGAUUCGUUAAUAACAGCCAUUACUACAAAUGGAGCUCAUCCUAGUAAAUGUGUUACCAUACAGAGAACAUUGGAUGGGAGGCUUCAGGUGGCAGGCCGGAAAGGAUUUCCUCAUGUGAUCUAUGCCCGUCUCUGGAGGUGGCCUGAUCUUCACAAAAAUGAACUAAAACAUGUUAAAUAUUGUCAGUAUGCAUUUGACUUAAAGUGUGAUAGUGUCUGUGUGAAUCCAUAUCACUAUGAACGAGUUGUAUCACCUGGAAUUGAUCUCUCAGGAUUAACAUUGCAGAGUAAUGCUCCACCAAGUAUGUUGGUGAAGGAUGAAUAUGUACAUGACUUUGAGGGACAGCCAUCAUUAUCCACUGAAGGGCAUUCAAUUCAAACCAUCCAGCAUCCACCAAGUAAUCGUGCAUCGACGGAGACAUACAGCACCCCAGCUCUGCUAGCUCCAGCUGAGUCUAAUGCUUCCAGCACCACCAACUUUCCCAACAUUCCUGUGGCUUCCACAAGUCAGCCUGCCAGUAUACUGGCAGGCAGCCAUAGUGAAGGAUUGUUGCAGAUAGCUUCAGGGCCUCAGCCAGGACAGCAGCAGAAUGGAUUUACUGGUCAGCCAGCUACUUACCAUCAUAACAGCACUACCACCUGGACUGGAAGUAGGACCGCACCAUACACACCUAAUUUGCCUCACCACCAAAACGGCCAUCUUCAGCACCACCCGCCUAUGCCGCCCCAUCCCGGACAUUACUGGCCAGUUCACAAUGAGCUUGCAUUCCAGCCUCCCAUUUCCAAUCAUCCUGCACCUGAGUAUUGGUGUUCCAUCGCUUACUUUGAAAUGGAUGUUCAAGUAGGAGAGACAUUUAAGGUUCCUUCAAGCUGCCCUAUUGUUACUGUUGAUGGGUAUGUGGACCCUUCUGGAGGAGAUCGCUUUUGCUUGGGUCAACUCUCCAAUGUCCACAGGACAGAAGCCAUUGAGAGAGCAAGGUUGCACAUAGGCAAAGGUGUGCAGUUGGAAUGUAAAGGGGAAGGCGAUGUUUGGGUCAGGUGCCUCAGUGACCAUGCAGUCUUCGUACAGAGUUACUACUUGGACAGAGAAGCUGGGCGUGCACCUGGAGAUGCUGUUCAUAAGAUCUACCCAAGUGCGUAUAUAAAGGUCUUUGAUUUACGGCAGUGUCAUCGUCAGAUGCAGCAGCAGGCGGCCACUGCACAAGCUGCAGCAGCUGCCCAGGCAGCAGCAGUGGCAGGAAACAUCCCUGGCCCUGGGUCAGUAGGUGGAAUAGCUCCAGCUAUCAGUUUGUCAGCUGCUGCUGGAAUUGGGGUGGAUGACCUACGUCGCUUAUGCAUCCUCAGGAUGAGUUUUGUGAAAGGCUGGGGACCGGAUUACCCAAGACAGAGCAUCAAGGAAACGCCGUGCUGGAUUGAGAUUCACUUACACCGGGCCCUCCAGCUCCUAGAUGAAGUACUCCACACCAUGCCUAUUGCCGACCCACAACCUUUAGACUGAAAUCUUUACUAUUGGAGCUCUUAACAUUCAUUGUCAGGAUGGUGGACUAGAAAAUACAAUCCUGUUUAUAAUCUGAAGAUAUAUAUCACUUUUGUUCUGCUUUAUCUUUUCAUAAAGGGUUGAAAACAUGUUUGCUGCCUUGCUCCUAGCAGACAGAAACUGGAUUAAGACUUUUUUAAAAAAAUUUUUUUUCUAUUUAGUACUUUUCAGGCAUGGCUCAGAACUUGAAGGUCAGGAAAAACACAUUCUUAUUAAAUUUACUGCACCAGUUAUGUAUGAAGGAAUCAUUCUAAUCCUGGAAAAUUUAGCCCUUUAAAAUGUCUUUCACCUUUUUCUAUGCAGAACAUUGGUAUAUGUGCUAUUCUAAAGAGUAAACUCAAUAUUGCUGAUUUUAAAGGCAGAGACGUUCUCAAAGUUAAUUCACCUAUGUUAUUUUGUGUGCACGUUGUUAUUGUUGAGCAGACUUUACUCCAAAAUAUUGUGCCAUGUGGGUGAGUUAAUGUUACCAAGAGCAACUUCACUCUGUGUUUAAAAAAUAAGACAGUAAUGUAUUAUAAUCUUUUAUCCAAAAUAUAUUUUCCACAAGUUAAACUAGUGAAGAUGAUUUCAAUUCGAUUGUCUUGCGACUUCCAUUUUAUUUUCACCAACGCAAAGCAGUAAUCUCUGUGAAUACUGAGAAUUCCUUCAAAUGAUCAGACAAAGAAAUACCAUUGACAAGGUCAGUAGUUAUCGCAGUUGGAUAACGAUUUCUCGAGUAGUAUCACUUUUCCCUGUUAAACAGUAGACGUAGUCUAUAUUCCCAGGCACAGGGUUGGUUACCAAGAAGCCUAGAUGAGCCCUUUCUUUCCUUCAUUAAUUCAAAGGGAAAGGUUUGUAUUUUUAAAAACACUAAAAGCAGUGUCACUCCUCCAUGUCCCCAUUCUGCAGAGGUGGCAGUGCUUCAAGGAAAUGAUGAGUAUUUGGAAACUGCUAAGUUCCAUGUCAGAUCCUGUGUGGACUAGUGGAAACAUUACAGCUCCUAAUAGGCAGUUUGGCUAUUUUUGUACUUGAUUUGAUGUGACUUCUUUUUCAUAUACUCUUUAAAUCAUGUAUGUUAGGACAUUGUUUGAAAUUCAGUUUUUGUAUCUUGGGGCAAGACUGCAAACUUUUUAUACCUUUUGGUUUUUCUAAGCCCUGUGCCAUCAAUGAUCAUAUCAAUUGGCAGUGACUUUGUAUAGAGAAUUUAAGUAGAAAAGUUGCAAAUGUAUUGACUGUACCACAGACACAACAUGUAUGCUUUUUACUUAGCUAGUAGCAUAAAUAAAACCGAAUCUCAACAUACACAGUUGAAUUCUAGGUUUGAUUUUUAAGUUUUUCCUUUUGCACUUUUGAGUCCAACCUCAGAGGCGAGACACCUUCUAGGAAAUGGCAGGCAGCAGCCAGCACUGCAGCUUUGGUUUUCCCCUCCCUCUGCCGGGACUUCCCCGGGGACAUGAUGUAUCAAGCGUAGAGUUGGUUGUAUUUUGAAGUUUUAUUUUACUGUAGCAAAAACAGGCCUGGUUGUCUACAAGAUAAAUAGGUUUUCUACAGAAUAAAUAGUGUGGCAUAAAAUCCAGGAUUAUCUUUCUGAUGCUCUUAUCACUUGCUUGGAGGACCUUUCUAAACAUAAGAUUCUAAGGUAGGUGUGUUCCAAGUUUGAGGAACACUUAUUAUGCAUGCCAGUUAUCCUUAUAUCGGUUUAGAUGAACAAGUCUUCAGCUUCCUUGCUCAGAAGGUGUUCUUAAGACCACCCUAGAAACCAAUGGGUUAGCUUAUUUAAAUAUAGAUUUUGAUCCAAGCUACAUGGCUUUUGUUUUCAAAGUAUUUCUCUACCAACGUAUUUGUACUUUUGAGUACUAACAACUACUUUUGUUAAAGACCUCAUUACAACUUGUAAACGUUUGUUGAUUUAAGUUUUAUUGGCAGAUUUUUAAAAAGGUAUCAUUUUAUAGAAAUUAUUGACUUUAAGCCCAUUUUACUGUGAAUGAGGAGUAGGAGUGAGAGGAGUUUUAGAAUGACAUAUUUAAAAAAUCCAGGUUAUUUGGCUAGAGCCAUAAGCAUGCUAUGAUAUAAUCCAUUGCCUCCUUUUCUAUUUUAAGAAAGGUUUUCAUGUUUAAUGAAACAUGAAAUCUGGGUAAUCAUUUGUGGAAAUAUUUGCAAAGAAGUCUGUCUUCAAGGCCUAGCCACCUGUGUUGGUUGCUUUCUGCUAAGCAAGUACAAGUACAUAAAAGUAUUUGUAGUUAGUAAUUGCUUUAUAUUUGUACCCAGAUGCAAUCACAUGCUUUUGAGAAAACAUCUAGUAUGUUAUGAUCAGUUAUUCCUGAGAGCUUAGUUGUUAAAUGGUAUUUCCAUUUCUUAAAUGUAGUCAUCUUUAAUGAGUAAGAUAAAGGAAUCACUAGGUUUAAAAUUUAGGGGUACAAUAGUUUCUGCAGUUCUAAGAAUCUAUUAUAAGGAUAUGGUUUUGAAUGAGUGUUCUACGCUGGUUCAUAUGUCAAAGACUUUCAAAAUGUUGAAUUUCAGUGAAAGCUGAAUGAGAGGUGAACUAAGUACGUACCCUUAUCAUCCAGUAUGAGGCCCGUUCCACAUUUGUCAGUGCCUUUCAUACUCAAAGGGAAUCCUUUAUGGUGUUGCCUUUAUUUUCUAGGGAGUACAUUCUUUGGUGAGAUAUAGUCUGUCUCCUCUGUAAACGGAUGCUACACCUGGUAUACAAAGAUAAUGACAGGAAAUCACUGCCAUAUAACCUUGUUUUUCCAGAAGCGUGGCUCCUUUUUAUUGACCUAACCACUAAAUAGGUCACCCAUCCCAUUCCUCCUGGAACAUUGUAGGUUUACAGGUUGGGUGGUCUCACUUAAGGACAACCAUACUUGAAACAUCCGAGUAAACUGAAUACAUAGUAGCUUUUAAAAUCUGUUUUUGUGGGGAAGGGUGUGGUGUAAAGGGAGGUAUUUGUAAUAGAAAUUUUGAAGACAAAAUAUAAUGUCCUGUCUUCCAGAUGAUAAAUAUUUUAAAAGUGUAUUGCAGGUAUCUUUUUUAUUGUGCCCAUCUGGAGAAGGGAAGUUGUACAUUUUCCCAAGCUGCUGCUUCACUAUCUGUGGAAGUUAAAGAAUAGAAGGUGAAAUAUUUCUGUUCCUGGUUUGGUGGUGACUGGUUAAUAGUUGUUACUCAUUAGCUAUUAUGCAAAAUCAGAUUAGUUCACAUCCUUUUGGAGAGUCUUUUGGAAGAAGCAGUUAUAUUUUGAUUAGGGCAGAAUCCUUUUUGUUCCUAGUUUUUAUAGUUUGCUCCCUUUAUCAUUGAGUCAUUUACUGGCAUUUUAUUUAAGGACAGCAAGUUGGGAAAAUGGUAAAUUUAGGUCAGGGAGGUGAAUGAGUAUAUGAAAGCAAUUGCCUGUAAAGUCAGUUAACAACUCUUGUAGAUGGGGCUUGACAAAGACUAGCAGGUAAUAGAAUGAAGAAAUGCAUUCUUUUUCCUUCUAGAGGCGGAACGCACCUUCUUGCAGGUGGCUCUCUGUAAAGAAUCGCCUGACGCCUCCUUUGCAAGAUUAUAGAAAUAGGCUAUGAGACUCUUUAGUGCGAGCCUUUCCUUCUUUUUCUUCUUCUGACAGCUAGGUAAUUUCUCUUCAGAUAUGUCAGGAAGGAUGUAAAACGUUAGUGGCCUUAUUCAGAGCAGCAUCCUCGGGCCCAGCCUUGUCCCCAGCACUUGUUCCAGUGUUACUAGGUGGUUUAUCUUGUAUGGUUGUGAAAUGGAAUUUUUUGCAUAAUCCAGACUUGCCUUAUUUAAGCAGUAAAACGUUUUUAUUUCAGCCAUUUAAAAAAAUAUAUCUUUAUUGAUUUCCUAGAGGAAGGGAGAGGGAAAGAGAGAGAAACAUCAAUGAUGAGAAUCAUUGAUUGGCUGCCUCCUGCACAUCCUCCACUGGGGAUAAAGCCCGAAACCCGGGCAUGUGCCCUUGGCUGGAAUCGAACCUGGGACCCUUCAGUCUGCAGGCUGACGCUCUGUCCACUGAGCCAAACCAGCGAGGGCUAUUUCAGCCAUUUUUAGAUGAAGUUACUUAAUAUGUAUGUCAGAGAACAUACUGGAUAUGUUUCUUUUUGUGCCUAGCUCUCUUCCUCAACUUCACGGGCGCUUCGAAAGGGUUGUUUGCCUUUACUAAAUGGUGGCAGACUUGCUGUGGUUUUGAAUGUUUAGAUUUUACCCCUCCCCCCCUCCAACCCCCAUCUUCUCUCUUUCUGACAGUGACAUUUCCUGUGCGUUGUUAGUGUACCUCCCCUUAGUACCUCUUCUUCCCUUUCUGAUUCAUUUUUUCCCAGCUGCUUGGGCAAGGAGGCCAGAUAACCAAACUUAUUAGCACUUUCUUUGACUACAAGGGCAAACUGGGACAGGACCCAAGAAACUUCCUGUACACGAUUGAAAGGCCUUCAGUGCUUUGGCGUUUGACCGCUUGGAGUGCUUCUUGAUUCUUGCUCAGUUUCAGGUAGUUGAGGCAGAGAGAAGUGAGGCAUAUUCCUAUUUUCCCCCUUUACAAGAUUUUUAAAAGGUUUCAUUGCUUCCACUUGAAUGCUGCUCACAAAAAUAUUGGGGUUACAAGGGUUAUGAAAUUAGGUUAUCUAUAGCCAGAAGCAAUACCCUUGCCUAGAGGACACCAACAAAACAAAACAAAACAAAGCUUGGAAAAUGAGAGGAUCAUUUUUGUUUUGUUUUGGUGUCUCCUUUUGAGCCCUAUGUUCUGGCCUUGCUCCUCCACAGAUAUUUUUGACCUGUAGGUGCCUUUAUGCGGUUUGAGGGUUUGAUAUCUUGUCCCAAGGAGUAGCUAAAGUGAUCGCUGAUGUUGUCAGGGAUUUUACCAUCAGACUUGAGUGAAUGAAUGAACCUCUUUAUUUUUUCUUCUUUUUUUUUUUCCUAAACUAGGAAGGACUGAGGAGAUCACUCUGGUGAAGACAAUCAUUUCUCUUACGGAUGGGGAUAGUGUUCAGUUUAAGAUGCUUUCUCAGCAGGUCUGUGAGCCAGUGCUCUUGUUCAGCCUGAAACGAAUGACUCCUGGCUGGACCAGACAGUUGUGCUCUCUAGUCGUGCUCGGCCACUCAUUUGAUGUGUGACCUUGGGCAAGUCAUUAACCUUCUUUGGGCCUCAGUUGCCUCGUCUGUAAAAUGAGGGAGUUGGACUAGAUGCCUUCUUCCAGCUCUGAAGUGUCAGUGGCCUUGCCUACCUUGCAGCAGUUUUUGAUUUCUUCCUCACCUUUGCUCUGCUGUUCGAGGGGGCUUUUUUACUUGUUUCUACAUUAUUUGAAUGAGACUAGGCUUGAGAUUUUAUUACUAUUCUCCUACGGACACCAAGUUACAUAAUACGUCCCUAAGACUUAAAUUCAACCAAAGGCCUAGCACUACCUUGGGGGCUGCAAUAAAUACUUAAAAAAAAAAAAAAAAA